Molecule: messenger RNA, 1104 nt
Organism: Corylus avellana
Lineage: Eukaryota; Viridiplantae; Streptophyta; Magnoliopsida; Fagales; Betulaceae
Source: RefSeq, a predicted model, not a curated record
AUGGGCCACCGGAUGGCGGAUUGUCGCAAAGGUGAAAAGUAUGGAAAGGUGCUACUCGUCGAUUCGGGAGAAGCCUUUGAUGAGCAAGGCGAUGGAGAAGAGCAAGCAGCAAAUUUUGACGAUUUCGAUGGGGCCGAAGAAGAAUUUGCCACUAGGGUUGACACUCCUUUAUUGAUGGGGUGCAAACUUGUUAUUGAUGGGAGCAACUGUGAGAACGUCGUGGCUGAAGAAGCGGUUCGGAAAUUGGGACUUGUAAUGGAAAAAUACCCUACACCAUAUCGCUUGGAGUGGCUCAAGAAAGGGGACGAGGUAAUUGUGUCUAAACGUUGCCUUGUAAAUUUUUCAAUUGGGGAGAGAUAUAAGGAUAAGGUGUGGUGUGACGUGGUGGCGAUGGAUGCGUGCCAUGUACUACUCGGGAGACCAUGGCAAUAUGAUAGGAAUGUGCAUCAUGACAGAAGGAAGAACACAUACAGUUUCUUGGUUGACAAAGUGAAGCUCACUCUCCUACUUGAUCCGGGUGAAAGUCCCAAACCUUCAACUGAAACGGGUCAAAUAUUGUUGGCUAGACAUGAGUUCGUUAAGGAGAUGCUAGAAGCGGAUUGUGGGUACUUACUAGUGGGUAAAAAGGGCAAGAAGAUUGAAGAGGUGCCGGAAGAAGCCAAGGGUUUAGUCAAAGAAUUUGCAGAUGUAUUUCCGGUUGAAUUACCUGAUGAGCUACCUCAUCUUCGUGACAUACAACACCAAAUUGAUUUGGUGCCGGGAUUGAGUCUACCCAACCGACCACACUACCGCAUGAGCCCCAAAGAGCAUGAAGAGUUGAGACAACAAGUGGAGGGGUUAUUACCCAAAGGACACAUUCGAGAGAGAUUGAGUCCUUAUGCAGUACCGGCUUUACUCACCCCUAAGAAGGAUAGGUCUUGGAGGAUGUGUGUGGAUAGUAGGGCCAUAAACAAGAUCACUGUGAGAUAUCGGUGCCCUAUUCCCCGGUUGGAUGAUUUGUUAGAUCAAUUGAGUGGGGCAACGAUGUUCACCAAGCUGGACCUAAGGAGUGGAUACCAUCAAAUUCGGGUGAGACCAAGUGAUGAGUUGGAAAACAGCGUUUAA